This is a messenger RNA of Culex pipiens pallens (northern house mosquito), 2501 nucleotides long. RefSeq names its product sex determination protein fruitless-like. Lineage: Eukaryota; Metazoa; Arthropoda; Insecta; Diptera; Culicidae. The record is from RefSeq and is a predicted model, not a curated record. Gene Ontology annotation, cellular component: nucleus. Gene Ontology annotation, biological process: regulation of transcription by RNA polymerase II. The transcript has 6 exons. The annotation marks the transcript as partial. Gene Ontology annotation, molecular function: protein binding.
AAUACUAACCUUAGGUACACGAGGUCACUAUUAACGCACCAAUUGAAUUUUUUUAUCUACUUUCAGUUGUUGGCUGGCCAACGAUUUGUGGACGUUACGCUAGCGUGCGAAGGUCACCAGGUGCACUGCCACCGGCUGGUGUUGGCGGCAUGUUCCACCUUUUUCGAGAACCUGCUGGGUGAGAACCCGUGCAAGCACCCCAUUAUUAUCCUGCCGCGCGAGAUCAAGCUGUGGGCAAUCCAGGCGCUGGUAGAUUUUAUGUACAAAGGAGAGGUGAAUGUAUCUCAGAACGGACUGCCAGAUCUGAUGAAGUGUGCCGAAAUUCUGAAAAUCCGCGGCCUGUGCGGCUCGGAUGCGGCCCUCAAUCUCAACCAAGUUACCAGCCCAGGCGGAGGUAGCACCAGCAGCAGCAGCAACAGCGGAAGCAGUAACGCUGGAAACUCGUCUGCACAGCAGCGUGAAUCGUCAAACCAAAGUGGCCAAAGGGGAACUAGUCCUCAAAGGAUGGAACAGGGCAAGGGACAGCAAAACAGUGCUCUCAGCGGAACAACAACCAAAACUGGGGGGAUUUUUUUAGAAACCUUAAACACAAACCCAGUAGCGUCAUCGACGCCGACAAAGCAGGUACCUAGUCAGCAGCAACUGCAACAGCAACAAAACUUACACCAGAGUGGCGACGAUGGCGACAAUAGUGAUAACGGGGGAAGUGGAAGCGAGAUGUGCAUCAAAACUGAGGAUUUGAUUAUAGAUGAAGACGUUGGAAAGGGCGGUGAUGACGAGGAAGAGUUGGAAAUGGACGGAAACGACAAAUUGCAAGCGGAUGACGACGAUGAAGACAUAGAAGAGUACAUCGAAAAUGUAGAUCAGUUUGGGGAGGAGCCUCAGAACAGUAACGGUGACAGUACCAAUAACGAGUUCACAAUCACCAUCACUGACGAAAACAGUACUGGCUCCCAAAAGGCUACCUCUGAAGCACGGCCUCCCAAAGCAAAACCAAUGUCCACCUCGCCUCCGCAGUCAUCAUCGUCGUCGCUACUUUCGUUACUGACACGUGGCUCGAUUCGGGUCAAGUCGAAUGAAAAUCUGUUUGAAAACUACAAGCAUCAGCAAGAUCACAAAGAAGAGAACAAGUCCGCGUCACAGAAACACGUGUAUUCGCAAUACGGUGACGACGGUGGUGGUGGAACUGGUCUUCCUUCUUCUCUAGUGUACAACCGGAAUACGAUGGAUAUCUACGUGAAGCCAAAGAAAGGCGGUACCAGUACGGCCAGCAAUCCGGACGUGUCCCUGGAGGAUCCAGGCAGCGACACAUCCGCCGAUGGAUACGAGAAUAUCAUUUGUUCACCAAACUUUCCUCAGCUUAGUCGCAGCUCGAUGAUGAGCUUCCAGGACGACGAUUACGACGAUGACUUUGACAUACAGAUUCUGCCCGACGACAGUUCGAUGACCAACGGGGACAGCGACACCGGCGGAGACGACGAUCUGGUCUAUCCGCCUCCGUUGCUGCCCUUCGGAAACUCGGAAACCAGCAUUACCCGUGUGCCAUCCGGAAAGUCUAACCGAUCUUACGGUGGACCAGGACUGUCAACGUCUCGAAAGUCUGGCGGACGCGGAGGCAAGUCCGGAACCCGUCAGCCCCGGGAGAUCAAGCCAGCGGUAGCGAACGGAGUCGCAAUCGCUCCGUCGGCGUUUAUACUGAGGAAUCCGCGAGGGAACCAACCACGGUCCUACAAUACGGAUGCCCUCUGGAAAGCACUGAUGGAUGUGAAGGCGGGAGAAAGUAUUUACAGAGCAUCGCAAAUCCACAAAGUUCCUCGCAAAACGCUUCGCAACUGGAUGAAGCGAUGGGACAUCAAAUCCGCCUACCCCAUGCCACGGCAGCUAAAGGAAGCCGCGGAGAAAAAGCGAAUCAUCAAAGAACUGACCGAGCAAGCCCAGCAGCUGAGCGACGAACUGACGACGCAUUAGGAGCUGGUCUCUAGGCUGCAAAUGUCUAGGAACGAGAAGCGGGGCAAAAUUACAAAAAGUACGAGAAUGCAGGAAGUGAAGGAUAUAGAAACCGAAACCAUUAUAUAUAUACGUUUUUACAAUAAAAACAAGAAUGAAAUGAUAGUCAGUUGGAAACAGAUGGCAAAGAGAUAGAGACAAAUUUAUGAAUAUAUAUACAUAUAUUUUUUUUUCAGUUUUAUUGUAUAAGAUAAAUUUAUAAGGAAACCAAUGUGAAACUUCCCCAAGAAACGAAACAAAAACGGUUCAAAACAAAUUCUAGUUCAAUAGCGAUUACCAAGAUUGUCAUAUGUUUUAAAAAGUGUACCGUACAACAAAAACAAAACAAAAUCUCCUGUGUUUAAUUUUAUAAUUUUAAUAAUUUAUAAUAAGUUCACCUUCAACAAACAACUUUAUGUAGCGAGUGUAGGUUUUAAUUUUCUAAAUGCACUUUCUGGGUAACUGUAGAACCAUCUGUUGGUGUAAUUUCAUUUAGAGGAGUAAACCUACUUCUA